Molecule: messenger RNA, 528 nt
Organism: Cooperia oncophora
Lineage: Eukaryota; Metazoa; Nematoda; Chromadorea; Rhabditida; Trichostrongylidae
Source: the annotation of a GenBank genome assembly
AUGAGCAAACCCUCCGUGAAUCCUAUUCAUCAACCUUGGCACCUCUUCGCGUCGGCGAAACUCGUCCGGUCACCUGUACCAAGUUAUGGCGCAGGGGUUAUAUUAGCAGCAAAAGAUUUCUUUGUGAUGGGACCAGACCGCCGCGACUUGCACUGUAUCGUCCUGGAACAGUUCGCUGUUGAUGUGCUCACGAAUAAGCGCGGUUUCGACCAAACCCUCGUAUCUAUCAAAGACCUCGUCUGGGUCUAUUCCGUCACACCGACGCGUGCCGCCUUACAGGACCUGGCAGCUACCCUGACUGCAUCCCGCAUACCGCGCGCCACUGCGCUAGAGAGUUCGUCAAAUCGCUUCGCUCUUAUAACAAUUCACGUAAAUCCCAACCCCAGCGUAGUGAUUGUGGUGAACCUUAUCUGGCAUAACGGCGAAAUUAGGAAGUUCUUGGCAGUCUUUGAUGGUGCUCCCGAGGCGGUAACGGUCACACCUUCAUUGUGCGCUCGUAAUCUCGAGGAUCUGUAUCAGUAUUCACUG